UUUACCAGUUCAACUUCACCGUUGUUGGUUCGAGUCCGCUGGUGGCACAUUUCCACAUUGUAGUCAGUUCAACAGGACUGGACUGAUUAAAACUAUGGAGACUUCAACACCAGCUCCUCAGAAAGCCAACCCCACCUCUAGGGAAGGACCUGCAAGCAUCAGUGUUUCACCCAUAUGCACUGCAGCCACUGAUGUAAAGUCAUAUCCCCAACGUGAACGAAAACCAAAACGUCUAGGUGAUGAUUAUGAAGAUGGAAUAAAUAUGAAUAGGGAGCAUAAGAAAUUAGGCUCAGCUUCCAAAAAGAGAAAGAAAACAUCACCUGAGUCUGCAAACACUGAUGAGACAGUGGCGAAAUCUAAAUCUUUAGAAGACAGUUUUUGCAAUAGUAUUUCACAUUUAAAAUCAGGUAGUGAAUCUGUCAGUUCUUUUCAACCUUCCAACCUGGAAGCACUAAAAUAUGUAGAUAAAGAUAAAACAAAAGAUCUCAGUGAAUUCCUGAUUAUAGACUCAAGUGAUGACAGUGAGUAUACAUUUGAGAACAGAGAACAGUAUUUGGAGCUUAAAAAAGAGGUUGAACGUGUUCGAACUACUAAAAGAUUGGCUCUUGAGGUCAAACAAGGUGUAGGUAGCAAAAAUAAAUCCUGCAAUAAUGAUCGCACUAAUGGAGCACAUUCACAUGUGGGAAUUGCUGAAAGUGGUAUUGGGACUACAAGAGAAACAAAGUUGCUUGCUUGUGAAGACAUUGCACAAUCCGAAAAUCAACAAUUAGAUACAAGUAUUAGCACAGAUUUGUCUCGGCGUAAAGGAAGGCGAUCAGUGAAAUCUGUAAAUUAUGCAGAACUUGAUAAAGGACUAGAUCUAUCUGAAAUGGAUAAAAGCAAAGAAAACCAAACUGUGAACACUUCCAAAAAAAAAUCUCGUGGAGGUAGACAGAGUAAAAAAGACUUAUUGUUAACCCAGUUGAAAGAUAAAUAUGAGGAUGUUUCUUUAGGAAAUGUUGAAGAUAAUGAUACCAAAUUUAAUGAGAGUUCAAAAAAAGAACUGGACAAUGAAAAUGAAAAGGUGAUUGAAAUGCCUAAAAAGAGAGUAAGAAAAUCAGACUGCAAGGAUCUCAGUGUAUCAGAUGUGCUUUCAGAUGAUAGCAAUGUAACCAUAGAGACAAGUUUGGAUGCAGAGUCUUUUCUGAGUAAAACAGUACAAGAAAAGGGGUUGAUUGAAGAACCUGUCCAAAAGAAGAAACGGAGAAGAAAGCCUAAAAGACAGGAACAACAUGAAGAAUCCAUAAAUGAGGGUGAGUCUUUACUAAAUAAUACGACCAAUGGCAUACAAGAGGCGUUUGAAAAAACAGAUAAACCUAUGCAGGAAAGAAAACGAAGAAGAAAGCCUAAAAAUCAGGAAUCACUUGAAGCAUCCAUAAAUGAAGGCGAGUUGUUCCUGAACAAUACAAUGAAUGGCAUACAGGAAGAGUUAGAAAAAACAGAUGAACCCUUGCCGAAAAGAAAAAGAGGAAAAAAGCCAAAAAAAGAUGCUGUCGUGCCUGAAGUAAAUGCUUGUUUGAAUCAACCCUUAUCUGCUGAUGGGACGGCUGGUGUUGCUGGAGAAGUAGUCAGUAAAAGAGGGCGUAAGAGAAAAGCUGUGGAUUAUUCCUCAUUGGCUGAUGAAGGUCCGGAGGACCCUGAACACAACAAGAGUAAAAAUGACGAGGAGUCUCAGGAUCAAGAGAAAGAAAAGUCUCAGAGGUCAGGAGGACAACAGUUAAUAUGCAAGCACUGUGCCUUCGAAUCAACAUCGGUGGCAAUGAGAAGUCAUUAUGCUAUACACCAUCACCUUGCGUGGUCCAAGGAGAAUGAGGCCGGUAGCUGCGAGAGUCGAGAAGACAUACGGCAGAUACUCAAGUACAGAAAGUCUCUGUCGUGCCCCAAGUGUGACAAGCAGAUCAACUUUGACUUCUACUACUGGCAGCAUUUGGAGUGGUGUGGACGAGAGAAUGAGACAUACAUCUGUGAGCACUGCCAGAAAGGCAAUCUGAAGGCAAAGUGGCAGGCGCUGCACAUCAAGACCUGCCCUGGUCUCGUGAUGAAGAACCCAGCCCCUACCAACCCUGUAGCCACAGCUGAGGACAGUAACCAUAGCGAUGACACACCCACUGCAGGUGGCAGAAAGAAAAGAAAGGCGUAUAAGAAGGCGAUGACAAUUGUCCAAAACAUCAGUAAGGAGAUGGGGACAGAAGGUGACAGUGAUGAUGGAUCAAACCGCAAAGAUCCAGACGUGAAGCUAGAUAGCGACUUUGAAGGUGAUGAAGAUGAUGAAAUUGACGAUGUUGACGAGAACAUCAGCAAUGAUGAGGAUGGUGCUGCAGAUGAUGAUGAUGAUAGCGAGGAUGUGAAUGAUUUACAAGGCAUUGAUACAAGCGUCAAUCGGCUUGGCAUGAAAAGAGGAAUUCCAUAUGACUGGCAGUAUCACAUGAUGUUCUAUGAUAAAACUUUGAAGCUGCAAAAGAGUCUCCAUAGAAAUGUGAUGUUCCCAGAAUGGUUGCCAAGGAUAGACAGCUUCAAGUCACUCAUAGACAGCGAAGCGGAACCCUACCUGCCAAAGACUAAGGCCAGUUUACAGACCUUGUCAGACACUGGUCCAAAGAGAGUGAAUUUGCUGGAGGGCUGUGUCAUUGAUGGUUACCCGACCUUGAACACAGGUCUGGAUGUGUGGAGGCUAGCCUGGUGUCCCCAGCCCCCUGACAGUGGGGGGGAGCAGGUGCUGGCUGUGGUGGGCAAACUGUCCAGGGACCAUACCCUAGGGGCCAGGAACCAGUAUGUGGGUCCUGGGGCUGUGCAGAUCUGGGGCUCUGGUGUCACCUCAAACAUAAGCUCAACUACACUUCACCCUCCCAGGCUGCUGUUCAACCUGGCCCACGACUCUGGUCAUGUGACUGGGAUGGCUUGGUGCCCAACAGGAGCGUAUCAGUCUGCGUGUGGAGGGGCUCAUCAGGUUACAGAGUGCUACAGGAGGCUAGGACUGCUGGCCCUGGCGUUUACUGAUGGAACUGUGUGCAUCUUCAGCAUUCCAAGCCUGGAUGCCCCUGGUGAGGGUGAGGUGAGGACGCUGAAGGUUGAGCCCUCUGUGACCCUGCUGGCGCACCGUGAGCCUGAACGAAGGGGCCUGACCUGCACCUGUCUGGACUGGGGACCUGUGAUGAUGCCAGAUAGGAUACUCACUGGCUACUCUGAUGGCAGUGUGCGGCUGUUCCAUCUAGUGACCGCGUCCCCCCUGCAGUGGCUGAGAACUGAUCACCCCCGGCAACUGUUGCCGUGCAGCACAUACCAGUUCCACUCCUCCCCUGUGAGAGCAUUACGCUGGUGUGGUACUGAAGAGCACAAGGUGGCUUCCACUGCUGACAAAUUCGACACGAUAUUCCGUGACCUUGAGAAUCCAUGUUUCCCGCAGAGUGAUGUUGACAGCGUCUUCAUGGCGACCUCUAUGGCAUCCGCAUACUUCUAUAAUGGAAUCUUCAUUGCAUCCGAUGAUAAUUAUGGACUAAACACAAAUCGUGCUCGCUAUUUGAAGUGUCGCACCCUAAUGUAUCAAGGAACUCCACUGAAACGGACAGACGAGUCGUAUUCCUACUACCUCUCAAAUCAACAUUGUGCAAUCUGGGAUAUCAGCGUGUCCAACUGGCUGAACUUUGGGAUCAUGUGUGAUGACCUGGGGCGUGUGAUGGGCAUUCCAAUGAGAGACCUCCUGAAGAUGCCUGUGGACACCAAGACAUACAGACAGAGACAGCAACUGGUUUCUACUGAAAAGAAGUACUCAAAGCAUUUGCCAGAAAGUGUCUCUAACUUAAACUCCACCCAUUCUGCACCGGACCAAUCAAAUUCAGACUCAUUGGGCACCUGUGUUGAAACAAACCAAUCAGAAUUGAGCAAACAGUCAACAGAACAAAGGUCCAAGUCAGAUCCUAAGAAACGAACAAGAAACAAAGUACAGUGCACAGAAAUCAGUAUUACUGACAAGCAGGACUUGCUAGUGUUCACAGACCACAAUCAGAUACGCAAACAAGCUGUACCUGAUGAACCUUCGACAGACCGGAACCAGAGGUUUGAGGCUCUCUCAGAUGUGGCCUUAAGAGCAUGCCAGUUCAAUCCCAAUCAUCAGCAGUGCUGCUGGCUGGCCUAUGGAGGGGUCCAUGGCAUCGUGAGGCUGUCCAACCUGAUCCAUCUACUGCCUACCCACUCGCAGAAAACCAUCAGAGACAACAAUGUGACCAACACCUGAUACAUUUUCAACAACCAUAGGUUGGCAGAAUGACUUGUAUUGUAAGUAACUCGGCAAUGAGACCAACACCUGAUACAUUUUCAACAACUAUAGGUUGGCGAUGACUUUUGAAAAUCUGCAAUGAGAGCAACACCUGAUACAUUUUCAACACUAUAGGCUGGCAGAAUGCCUUUUAAGCAACUCAGUAAUGAGACCAACACCUGAUACAUUUUCAACAACUAUAGUUUGGCAGAAUGACUUGUAUUGUAAGCAACUCGGCAAUGAGACCCACACCUGAUACAUUUUCUACAAGUAUAGGUUGACAGAAUGACUUUUAAGCAACUCGGCAAUGAGACCAACACCUGAUACAUUUUCAACAACUAUAGGAUGGCAAUGACUUUAAAGCAACUCGGCAAUGAGACCAACAUCUGAUACAUUUUCAACAACUAUAGGCUGGCAGAAUGAUUUUAAAGCAACUCGGCAAUGAGACCAACACAUGAUACAUUUUCAACAAUUUUAGGUUGGCAGAAUGACUUUAAAGCAACUCAGCAAUAAGACCGACACUUUUACUUCUUCUAACCAAAAGCUUCACAGACUGACUUUUUUACUUUUGGCAACAAGGUCCUGUACACAUCCAAUCUUGUUUUGAUGCAACUCAACAAACAACCAAAUGCCACCAAACAUUACUGUUGCAUUUUGUGGCCAUAAGAUAAUACAACAUCACUGUAAUCUCCUAUGUAGCAUUAUUUUUGGAUAAUGUUGCUAGGUUCAGACAUGUUCCACAUAUUAAAGCAAAGUAGUCUAAAAAGAUUAAAAAUAAAACAUACCUUGUAUUGUUUCUAAUUCAUGUAUAUAUCUUUUGAAUAAAAUUUAAAAAUACAUCUGCAUUGAGCUUGUUAAAAUCAUGGGGCUAAGAAACUGUGGCGCAUAUAUGUAUGUAAUAUUUGGUAAUGCACCAGGAUUUAAUCAAUAUGUUAUAUGUUUUAGGUAACCUAUGUUUUCCAAUAUUGUUAAAUUAUAGAAUCAAUUCUUUACAAAAAAGCCCCGUGUUAAAAUGGCAUGAAAUGUCACUUCCUACGCUGGCACAAGUAAACAAAUUCAAAAUGAAUUGAGCAUUGUUCUUUGAAAACUAGGCUAAAUGCAAGUGUGUAAAGUGUCGUCCCAGAUUAGGCUUUGGUAUUUUUUGUUUCAAGGAAGUCUCUUUCUAGCAUAGAUCCAGUUUAGUGUCAUUCCUUAUUAGAACAUGGGGGCUACACAAGCUAAUCUGAAGACCUAUAGCUGCUUUUGUCGAUACUGAUUUUACAGUUAUUGCAAUUACAACUAUUGCAUAUUUUGUAAAUUCAUUCUAUUCUGGUUUAUAUCAAUAAUUGUAUUAUGCAUGGUUUAAACAAGUUUAAUGUAACAUUGUGUAUUAAUUAUUGGCUAUUUUUAAUAUAUCGCACUGAUUUGAAGAUAUUAUUUUGAUAACUGAUUUCACUUAUUUUUUUGUUGGUGAACAACUUUUAGUAUUUAUAUGAAUCGUUUUUUUUUGUAAAAGCAAAAUGUUUUUUUUUGUCAUUUAGCAUCUGCUUAGCAUCUGAUUUAAAGUCAUUGAUGUUUCAUGAAAUAUUUUAGUAUCCUCUUCCUGAUGUAAUACUAAGCUUGCCAUUGGUUUGAUUAUAAAUGAAAGUCCUGAACGUGUAUACACUACAGCAUCAAGUCAUGAUUUCAAAACAGUUUUAAAUAAGUGAAUUGUUUCAUGCUGGAUUGCCAAAAGUAUUGUGUUGUUUUUACAAUACACAUCUUCAUUCAGUUCCGAUGUGAUAUUCCAUGUUGAUGAUAGAACUUGCAUACAAAAAUUUGUGUGAAAUUAUUACCAUGGAUAUUAUUAUGUCUGAGAUUUAAUUAUGCAUUCUGGCAAUUCAUAGAUAACAUGAAUUAUUUAACUAUGAAACUUGCCAUACUCUGGUAAAUCAUUUAUAUAUGUUGCAUAUGUUGUCAUGAUUUUAAUGCGCCAAUUUUGUCUAUUGAUUGUUGUUUAUCAGCCAUUAAAUAUCAAUGUUUA
Dreissena polymorpha is the source of this 6293-nucleotide messenger RNA. RefSeq lists its product as uncharacterized. The coding region runs from base 95 to 4270 and encodes 1391 amino acids. The transcript is spliced from 20 exons. Gene Ontology annotation, molecular function: protein binding. Gene Ontology annotation, cellular component: transcription factor TFIIIC complex. Gene Ontology annotation, biological process: transcription by RNA polymerase III. Lineage: Eukaryota; Metazoa; Mollusca; Bivalvia; Myida; Dreissenidae. The record is from RefSeq and is a predicted model, not a curated record.